AAUUUGUCUCUUCGGAAAGUAAUGUGAUGGAAUGCUGUGCUUGAAAAUGACACUUGUAGAGCGUAAUUUGAGUCGUUGGGGCCGCAUAAUUAUGGUAGACUGAAUACAGAAAAAAUGACAGAGGUUAAGUGUGGAAUUGUAACAUUACAUGAUGGGCGAGGCAAGGCUCAACCAAUCAGAUUACAGUUGAUGACAGAAACUCUGGUCAUACAGAAAGAGGAAUGGGUGAUGGCACCACUGGAGGAGGAAGAUGAGGUGUUCCUCAAUAUGAUCCGUGAGGUGUCAAUCAACCGUGAGGGAGCCAGUGGUUUGGGUCUGUGCGUGAAGGGAGGGGCAGAGCACAAUCUCCCAGUCCUCAUCUCUAGGAUCAUCAUCGGCCAGGCGGCAGACAGGUCUGGGGAGCUCAUAGUGGGAGAUGCUAUCCUGCAGGUUAACGGCAAUAAUGUGGAGGACUUCACCCAUGACCAGGUUGUAAAGGCGAUGAAGGACACGGAAGGAAACAUCGUGAAGCUCGCAGUGAAACACUUCCGCCCUGCGUCACACUUUCUCAACAAAGGUAAUUCCUGUAACCAAGUGCGCUCCCAAAAGGAUGAUCCUCCACUGUCUGGUCCGCUGAUUCCUGGACUGCCGAGGCUGGAGCGACAGUGGACGACGGUCACCUCAAUACCGCUACUUUACGGCAGACUGACCAGGUUCCUGCCAGGCACAGACAAACUCAGAAUGAACAGUUUUGAAGUGUUUGGCUGUGACGGCUCCAGCUCAGGUGUGUUGCACUGUGAGGACAACCGCAUGUUGGCUGAAUGGAUCCAGUCCAUCACAUCCAUCAUCGACAAUCUCCUCACACAGAUGGUUCAGAUGACCAACAAGAUGUUGCUAGCCGAGGACCAUAUAGCACACAUGUGCUGGAGCCAGCAGCGGAUGUCAGCCGCUGUCCACAACCAGCCAUGGAAGGCCAAGUUCAUGGCUCUCAAGGGACCCGAGGUCUUUCUCUUUGAUGUUCCACCUAUGCAUGCUCGUGACUGGACUCGCUGUGAUAUGAAGUACAAGGUGUAUGAAUGUAUGUUCAAGAUGUUGAAGGAUGAGGAGCUUCCAGACGACCGCCAGCACUGCUGUUCUGUUCAGACAGGAAGUGGCGAGUCUGUCGUGUUGAGUGUUGAGUCGCGAUCAGACCUGUUACAUAUUGAGAGAGCAUGGUACAAGACCAACAGUCUCGCCGUCCAUAGGAUCAAGAAUAUAACAUUUGGCUGCUCAUGGCGAGGUCGUUUGUCCGGCCUCACUCUGGAUCUGGAACAUGGCUUCUCAUUGGUGGACCAUGAGACCAAGACGUACGUCUGGACCUACCGCUUCUCCCAGCUGAAGGGCUCGUCAGAUGACGGCAAGACCAAACUCAAACUGCUCUUCCAGAAUGACAUGAGUAGGAGUGUAGAAUCUAGGGAGAUCGAGUGCACAAGUCUGCAUACACUGAUGUUCUGUGUCCAUGCAUUCCUGUCUGCGAAGCUGUCAUCUGUUGAUCCCAACUUCCUUAGCAACUACUAGACCCGCCCAGCAACCAUUUAUCAUCUAAUAUGUGGUCAUAUAAACAAGUUUUGUAAUGUUGCAGCUUAGUGAUGUUUCAGCACAGCUACUUCGCUUCAGCGUUGUUGACUUUAGUUACAGUAUUUGAAUGGAUUGGAAGAAUCUCAUAGCAUAUAUUUUGGUACGGUAUUCAGAAAGAUGCCUGUAGUUAAGGAGCCCAUCUGUUGUUUGUCCAUAGCAGUGACAAUAUUGAAGCAAGUGGUCUGACUGAGUUACUGUUGAUAACAUGACAGUGUGUCUCGAUGACAUGAACGGUGUUCAUUAUAUCGACCACUGGUUUGUCUGACUUGUUUUACAGACCACACUUAUAAUGUAUGGUAAGUCAUUUAACAGCGAAUAAGGACACAAAUUUCACUGUUCAAUGCUUUCAACACUUGUAGCGGUGUUAUUUAAUCUGGCUCUGUGCCUGUUUUAAGAUGGAUUGUCACAAUCAUUCAGUAAUCUGAAUCACUCUACAGAUGUUUGAGAGUAGAUUUCCCUGUAGUUACUAAACCUGAGACCCGUGAAGAUCCUGGGUAGAAUAGGUCUUCAGCAACCCAUGCUUGCCACAAAAGGCGACUAUGCUUGUCGUAAGAGGUGACUAACGGGAUCGGGUGGUCA
Molecule: messenger RNA, 2175 nt
Organism: Haliotis rubra (blacklip abalone)
Lineage: Eukaryota; Metazoa; Mollusca; Gastropoda; Lepetellida; Haliotidae
Product: gamma-1-syntrophin-like
Exons: 13
Coding region: 115-1536 (473 amino acids)
Cellular component (GO): dystrophin-associated glycoprotein complex; intracellular anatomical structure
Molecular function (GO): protein binding; structural molecule activity
Source: RefSeq, a predicted model, not a curated record